AUGCUGUGCACCGGGACCGGUCCGGGCGCCCGGCGCUGGCUCACCUUCUUCACGGGUCUGCUGGAGUGUCUGUGUUUCGCCGGCGCUGUGUUCGGCUGGGCUUCGCUCGUUUUUGUGCUGAAGGCUGACGGCUACUUCAGCUCCCUGUGCGUCAACACCACGGAGGUCAAUUCAACAGUCCCAGACUGCAGUGGACAAGAUGAACAGUUCUCCCUGGUUUUCACCAUCGCCUCCUUCAUGAACAACUUCCUGACGUUGCCCAAUGGAUUCCUGUUUGACCGCUUUGGGACCGCAGUCGCUCGGGUCUUCGCGAUAUUCCUUUACACCGUGGGCACCUUGAUGGUGGCCUUCUCCUCUGCAGCUCUUUCCAUCCUGCUCUUCCCGGCCCUCUCCCUCCUGGCGGUCGGCGGCAUGUUGAUUCUCAUGACCAACAUGCAGGUUGGGAACCUGUUUGGCUCUCGCCGCUCCACCGUCAUCACUCUUUACAACGGGGCCUUCGACUCCUCCUCGGCGCUCUUCCUCGUGGUGAAGUUUCUGCACGAGGCGGGCGUUUCGCUCCACGCCUCCUUCCUCUUUCUCUCCGGCUGCAGCCUCAUUCAUCUGUGCAGGACCUUCUUACUGCUGCCCAGGAAACUGAUCCCCUACCCGCUGCCCGACAACUACACAUACGGGGUCACAUGUGGCAAAUCAAAGCGUUUAGAGGUGGCAGCCAUCACUAAUGCACAGAGGGCAAACGAGGAAAAGCCACUGAACAAAGACGAGCCCGUCGCACCUGCGAGGAGCUUCCGGGAGUGCUUGCUGUCCAGGUUCUUCAUGCUGCACCUGAUGUGGCUGUCCCUGAUGCAGCUGCGGCACUACCUGUUCAUCGGCACGCUCUACACCAUGCUGCACCGGCUGACGGGAGGCGAGCCCGCUCUAGUGAGCCGGUACAUCAACGCCUUCGCCGUGACGCAGCUGUGCGGCGUGCUGUGCGCCCCCUGGAACGGGCUCAUCAUGGACAGACACAAGGGCAAGCGGCGCCUCCCAGGGGAGAGCGAGCAGGAGGCCGACCUGCGGGCGUCGGUGCUGUCGCUGUCCGCCACGGCGCUGCAGUGCGUGCUGUUCUCGCUGUGCGCCUCCAGCCCCUCCCUGCCGCUGCAGUACGCCACCUUCGCCCUGCAGGUGCUCAACCGCUCCUUCCUCUACGGCGGCAACGCGGCCUUCAUCAGCGUGGCUUUCCCACCGCGCCACUUUGGGAAGCUGUACGGCCUGGUCAUGGCUCUGUCGGCGGUGUUCUCUCUGCUGCAGUAUCCCUUAUUCACGCUGGUGAACGAGGGUCUGGGCGGAGACCCCUUCUACGUGAACAUCGGGUUGACUGUCCUCAGCCUGCUCGCCUUCGUCCAUCCUCUCUCUGUGCACCUGCACUGCCGACGCCUCGCCUCCCAGCGAGCCGAGCGCCAGGAGGUCGACGCCUCGUCUUAAAUCGAUGAAACCUCUCUGUUUGCACACUCGGUGAGUGGCUCACAGUGGAGGAGGAAACCAGUCUGCCACCAGCCGACCGCACGGCUCCACUGCCAGUGCCAGCAUCCAUCUGACUUGAGUUUGGUCUCAUGAGAUCAACCAGCACCAGUGAAGUCAAAUAAUGGAGGCGAGGUCCAAAUGUAUUGUACCUAUUAAUAUGAAAUCUUUGUAUACUUUUCAAUAGAUGAAAUAAAGGAAUAAACAUUA
Molecule: messenger RNA, 1707 nt
Organism: Betta splendens (Siamese fighting fish)
Lineage: Eukaryota; Metazoa; Chordata; Actinopteri; Anabantiformes; Osphronemidae
Gene: slc43a3b
Product: solute carrier family 43 member 3b
Exons: 12
Coding region: 1-1461 (486 amino acids)
Biological process (GO): transmembrane transport
Molecular function (GO): transmembrane transporter activity
Source: RefSeq, a predicted model, not a curated record